AUGGAGAGCAGGGCAAGGAUCUCGAUCACAACCUUUACGGGAGAAAGAUAUGCCGGGGUUCUCUGUGGGUACACGCCCGGCAGAUGCAUUGUUCUGACAGAUGUGGUCCGAAGACAUGCAGGGCAGACCGAUGACGAGAUGAAUGUCUUUGUAUAUCCUCGGAUGAAAUUCAGAGUGGAGAACAUUGUGGAGAUCGGGGUUGCAAGGGGUCUUGAUGGGGCGGGAAGAGAGACAGACCACUUGGUGCUGGAGAGCUUAGGGCAUGGGGAUGCCGAAGCUAGGGAUGGUGUCAAAGGAGAGCUCUCUGGCGUGGAUGUAAGGCCUGUAAUGCAUGGAAGAGACAGGGUCGAGGCGGUGAGGAGGGCUCUAUGUGUGAACAGAAGCCCCAGAGUAGAGCAGUUGUCCAAAAGGCUAGAGAUUGAAUCUGCGCCCAGAGUGGGGACCAGGCAUGCAGAAUGA
Encephalitozoon cuniculi GB-M1 is the source of this 459-nucleotide messenger RNA. RefSeq lists its product as uncharacterized. The record is from RefSeq and is marked provisional. Lineage: Eukaryota; Fungi; Microsporidia; Unikaryonidae. Bases 1 to 459 code for a protein of 152 amino acids. The transcript has a single exon.